CUUUUACAACGCUCCGUUUACGUGCGGGAGUUUCUUCUACGCUUUGCUUUAAAUUUUAAGUUGAAGAAGUUCUCUAUAAUCCUUUCUCUGAGGUUCACAAGGGAGCUAAGUGAAUGGUCCACCUGCUUCCUCGUACAUUGACAGUGGGAUGUCAAGAAGCCAUUGGUCCUUAUUCAGUGCUCCUUAAACAGGUGCUCUCUAUUUUGCAACAGCAGGAAGGAACUAAAAUCUUGAGGAAUACAGGAGUUUUUCUGUGAAUACUUCGGAUGAUUCCAGGCUUAACUUCCGUAGAACUACUAAAAAUGUAAAUGCAGGUUUUAUUUUUACAAUUCCGGCCUUCAGUACCUAUCCCACAUCUUUUAAGAAUCUCCUCAGCCAGGGAACAGACUCAUUGAUUUAAGUGUAACUGAUGGGGAAACUGAGGCAAAGAGGUUAAAGGAUCUCUCCAGGGCUACGGAGUGUGUUGGCGUCCAUUCCCAUUCCCUAGGCAGGUGCACAGACUAGUAGACUUCUCUGCUCUGACUGCAGCAGGGAAGUGGGACGCCCCUUUGGCAAUCUGUCAGUGCCAACCUGAGCUGCAUCCUUUCACUGGGUAUUUUCUAAGCUGACUGACAGUCCUUAAAACAAGUAUGCAGUUAAGCUGCUAAGGGAACACGCAGAGCUGACUGCAGACUGUGUUAUAAAAUAAAUGUGUUUAAUGCUCAUUUUGCAGAGAUGGAGGAAGCUAGUUUGUGCCUUGGUGUUUCUUCAGCUGUGCCAGAAGCUGACGCCCAUCUCAAUAGCACCAUACUCAAUGGACAGUAUUCAAUGAGCCAGAAGCUGCAUCAGAUCACUUCCCAGCUCAGCCAUGCCUUUCCGGAGCUCCAGAACAGGCAGAAUCCAGAGGAGAAGGCAUCAGUGCCGCUAGAAGACAAAAGCCACAUGUCCAUAGCGAACCAGCCCAUCAGCAGUCAGAUGGCAUUGUUAGCAAACCAGCUCAACAGAGAGGUUGACACCAGUUUGAAUGGACGCGUGGAUCUGCAGCAGUUCUUAAAUGGACAAAACCUUGGGAUUAUGUCUCAGAUGAGUGAUAUAGAGGAUGAUGCCAGGAAGAACAGAAAGUACCCGUGUCCCCUCUGUGGGAAACGCUUUCGAUUUAACAGCAUCCUGUCACUACACAUGCGCACUCAUACCGGAGAGAAACCAUUUAAGUGUCCAUACUGUGACCACAGAGCAGCUCAGAAAGGCAACCUAAAGAUUCACCUGCGCACUCAUAAGCUUGGAAACCUUGGCAAAGGCCGUGGAAGAGUCCGAGAAGAAAACAGACUUUUACAUGAGCUGGAGGAGAGAGCAAUUCUUCGGGACAAACAGAUGAAAAGCAGCCUCUUGCAGCCACGGCCUGAUGUGAAGGCACAGCAGCAUACCCAGCCCAUGCCUCUUGCAAACUGUAACUUGUCUGUGCCAGCUAAUCACAGCACACCUGAUAUUUCAAAUCCUGUUCCCUCUCCAAAACCAGUCAGUGUCCAGGAAGAAGUAGUUGCUCAGACGGCUGGGUUCAGGUGCACAUUUUGCAAAGGCAAAUUUAAAAAGCGUGAAGAGCUGGACAGGCACAUAAGGAUCCUGCACAAGCCUUACAAGUGCACCCUGUGCGACUUUGCUGCCUCGCAGGAGGAGGAGCUGAUCAGCCACGUGGAGAAGGCUCACAUAACUGCAGAGUCAGCACAGGGCCAGGGCUCCAAUGGGAACGGGGAGCAAUCCACCAAUGAGUUUCGUUGCGAGGUGUGUGGCCAGGUAUUCAGCCAAGCCUGGUUCCUAAAAGGCCACAUGAGAAAGCACAAGGAUUCCUUUGAACACUGCUGUCAGAUCUGUGGGAGGCGAUUCAAAGAGCCUUGGUUUCUUAAAAAUCACAUGAAAGUUCACCUGAAUAAGUUAUCUGUGAAGAACAAAUCUCCUAAUGAUCCCGAAGUACCUGUCUCCAUUGGCAGUAUGUCCCAGGAGGCUCAUGCAAACUUAUAUUCAAGAUAUCUAUCAUGUUUGCAGAGUGGGUUUCUUCCUCCAGACAAAGCAAGUUUAAGUGAACAAAAUCAAAUCUAUAACAAAGGAGAUAUGCCCAUGAAAGAAAAAGAAGUCUUGGGGAAACUCCUUUCACCCAUUUCUAGCAUAGGCCACAGUAUUGCUGAAGGGGAUAAACAUUCUUUAUUGGGCUGUCUCAAUCUGGUGCCUCCUCUGAAAUCCAGCUGUAUAGAAAGGUUACAAGCUGCUGCCAAAGCAGCAGAGAUGGAUCCAGUAAACAGCUAUCAGGCCUGGCAGCUUAUGGCAAGGGGAAUGGCCAUGGAACAUGGCUUUUUGUCUAAAGAGCAGCAGAUACAGCGCAGCCAUGAAGACACUUUGGCAAAUGCGGGAGUUAUGUUUGAUAAGGAGAAGCGGGAGUAUGUGUUAGUAGGAGCAGAUGGCUCUAAGCAGAAAAUGCCUGCUGAUUUGGUUCGCAGCACUAAAAUGGGCAAUCAGAGAGACUUGCCAAACAAACUAGACCCUUUAGAAGGCAGUAGAGAUUUUUUGUCACAUGGUAUGAACCAGGGACUCGAUUACAACUUACAAAGUCAUGGAAACGUAAAAGAAAAGCCAACUGAAUGCCCUGACUGCGGAAGGGUUUUUAGAACAUACCACCAAGUGGUCGUUCACUCCAGGGUCCACAAAAGAGACAGGAAAGGAGAAGACGAAAUAAUUCAAGGUAGUCUUGAUGAGCGACGUGGGUCUGGAAGCGAUCAAGAGUCUCAGUCUGUCAGCAGGUCGACAACACCAGGGUCCUCUAACAUUACUGAAGAAAGCGGAGUAGGUGGGGGUCUUUCGCAGACGGGGAGUGCCCAGGAGGACAGUCCACAUCCUUCCUCACCCUCCUCUUCAGACAUUGGAGAAGAAGCUGGGAGAUCUGUAGGAGUCCAGCAGCCAGCUUUACUGAGAGACAGGAGCCUUGGUUCUGCCAUGAAAGACUGCCCAUAUUGUGGAAAAACUUUCAGAACAUCACAUCACUUAAAGGUCCACUUGAGAAUACAUACAGGUGAGAAACCUUACAAGUGUCCGCAUUGUGAUUAUGCUGGUACUCAGUCUGCAUCCCUCAAAUACCACUUGGAGCGACACCAUCGGGAGCGACAGAAUGGAGCAGGACCACUCUCGGGGCAGACUGCAAAUCAAGAACACAAGGAUGAAACAUCAAGUAAAAGUUCUGUGUUUAUUAGACCAGAUAUAUUGAGAGGAGCCUUUAAGGGCCUUCCUGGUAUUGAUUUCCGAAGUGGCAUGGUCUCACAGCAGUGGACAUCAGGAAUGCUUUCUUCUGGAGAUCAACAAGGACAAGCAGCUGGCAUGUCAUCUGAAGUAUCUUCAGAAAAUAUGAAGGGUUCAGAGAUAUCUUCCAAAGGAGCACACUUCUCUGAACUUGGCCGUGCUUAUCAGAACAUGGUUGGGAAUGGAGUGAACUUCCAAGGGUCUUUGCAAGCUUUCAUGGACAGCUUUGUCCUAAGUUCCUUAAAGAAAGAAAAAGAAAUGAAGGAUAAAGCCCUAUCAGAUCCACUUUCAGCAAAAGCUCUCGGCUCAGAUGGUGGCGAGGAAAAGAUAAAUAGCAAGUCCUCACAGCGAAAAACAGAAAAGUCACAAUACGAACCUCUUGACUUAUCUGUAAGGCCAGAUGCAGCCUCCCUCCCAGGUUCCUCUGUUACUGUGCAAGACAACAUCGCUUGGCAUGGCUGCUUGUUCUGUUCCUUCACAACUUCAUCUAUGGAACUAAUGGCUCUGCACCUCCAGGCCAAUCACUUGGGCAAGGCUAAACGUAAAGACAACAUCCUAGGGAGCAACAAAGACCAAUCUAGAGAAGCUUCAACCUCAGUUAAUAAAGUGAACUUGCUCCCCUCUUCAGUGCAGUCCAGCAAGGAGGCAGUAGUUUCAAACAUGCUUAGCCAGCUAGACUCCGCUUCAGAGAAAAUGACCCAAGGACCAAAUAAAGAAACUCUGGGGGAGCAAAAGAAUACUGCCUGGCCCAGCCACAUGGAGUCUACCUUUUGUAAUUUUACAACAGACUUCUAUAAGCAGUUUGGUGUUUAUCCUGGUGUUAUUGGCACAGGAGCACAAAAUUCUUGCACCAGUAAUGAAUCUGAAGCAAAAACACAAUCCGAAGAUGACCCAAAUAUUCUGCUCUCUGACUCUGUAAAUAAAAGUGCUACUGAUGACCUUUCUGACAUAGCUUCAUCUGAGGAUAUGGAAUCUUCCAAGGAAGAAAACAUUGAAGAUGACGACAUUGAAACAGAACCAGAUAUCAUGAAUAAGCAACUGUCUGCCCUAAAUAAAGAAAGCAGUGAAGGAGGCGACAAUAUACAAAGUGCAGUCACCUCACAGUCAACACAAGGGCUCGUAUCUCCACUGCCACAAGCGUCAGAAAAGCAGUGGCACAGUCAGAAUCUUCUGUCCUCUCAUGAAACUGCACAAGGAGUGAUGAAACCCGAACAAGUUCAGGGUCCACAGGUCCUGGAGAAGCAGAUGAACAUGUUGUCAGUCCUAAGAGCUUACAGCUCUGAUGGCUUAGCAGCCUUUAAUGGACUUGCAAGUAGCACAGCAACUAGUGGAUGUAUCAAGAGACCUGACUUGUGUGCGUAACAGCCCCAUUCCAUUUGUAUUUGUGGAGGUGGAAGUUAACCCCUAAACUAUCUGCUGCAGCCAAGCGCUGAGUCCCUCGUGUUCCCAGUGACACGGGAAGGCAUUGCCGCUCUCCUCGCCCUGGCUCCGAGAGGGGGAUUGUGUUUGCAAACGGAGGCCUGGGCAUCUGCCUCGAGUUCAGACAUCGGUGGCCAGCCGCACCAGGGCAAACCCCCAGCACAGCAAGGCUUUUCUUUACUUUGCAGAGACAAAAUAACGACGUAAGCUUAGAGCUGUAUGAUUUUACUCCAAGGUUCGUCUCCUGAACAAUAUAUUCUCAUUGUUUUCGUCAUAUCCAGCUCAAAUUUUAAUUAUAAUUUAGGAUUAGGCAGAGGCAUAGAGAUGUUUCCAGAUCUUUCCAGCGUGAGACAAUGCUCUGAUUUGUGUUUUGGUUCAGGAAUAUAUAUAUAUAUAUAUAUUCUUGUGUCUGAGGUAUAGUAUUUCCUAUAACUACUCAUAAACACAAACAAUUUAGACAUCCUUGUAAGUCAAAACUAAGUGUACAAUUAAUACCUAUUACGAGGCCAAUUUUAAACAAUUAAUUUGACAGCAAUUAUAAUUUUAUUUUACAGGCUUUCAGAAAUAAAUAACCAAAUUCAUCUUUGCAAUUUAAGGAACUUAGAAUAUCUUUAUGCAGAGAUGAUCUUGUUAUGCACAGUAUCGCAUACCUGGCGUUUCCAGGGUUUUCUCCCUUGUAUCUAGAUAACUGUAGUACCAAGGAUAAAUGAUUACCUGAGGCUUAUUAAUUGUUUCAGCAAAGGCAAAAAUUAUAUACCUUAAGUGUAAGCAUUAAUAUAUGUAUACACAAUACAUCCACAAUAUAUAACAAACCAUCAUAAUAGUGCAAAAAUAGAGGUCUUGAAUAUGUUCUGUUAUUUAUGUGUUUGGCAAGCUUAGGGAAUGGACUUUAGUAUGAGUGAAAAUUCUCUUAACGUUUUUAAGGUUAUUUAUUGUCAUUUCUAUUUGAGUUUUUAAUGGUCCUGUAUUUUGUAAUGCUUUAGCAGGAAAAAAUACUGUAGUUAUCUUUUUUCAUAUUCCUUAAGCAAUAUUUCUAGCUUAAUAUAUUGUGCCAGGUUUUCCAAUAUUAACCAAGAAAGACAGUAAAAUUCAAUGAACAGCACUCUGACAUCCACAAUUUAAAACCUGUGAUUGAAGUGAAAUGUGUAAACUUCUAGUGGGUUAUCAUGUGCUUUGGAAUAGAGUAUUGUUGGAAGUAAUUAGAAAAUAUAUUAAGGUUUCCUGGUAAUGAAGGUAUGUAAGUUUUAAUAAUUGUUGCUUUCUGAAUAAGUGUCAAACUAUAUCUUUAAAUGUAUAUGGAGUUACAAGUUAGGUCACUUCUGAAUGGAAUGUAAAACAAUACUAAAAUGCUUCAAUAACUUAUCUCAGUGUUGCUAAUAAAAAAAAAGCUGUUAACCAUUA
Messenger RNA from Struthio camelus australis, 6081 nucleotides. NCBI's taxonomy places the organism in Eukaryota, Metazoa, Chordata, Aves, Struthioniformes, Struthionidae. The record is from RefSeq and is a predicted model, not a curated record.